Molecule: messenger RNA, 1227 nt
Organism: Molossus molossus (Pallas's mastiff bat)
Lineage: Eukaryota; Metazoa; Chordata; Mammalia; Chiroptera; Molossidae
Gene: CENPQ
Product: centromere protein Q
Exons: 11
Coding region: 400-1212 (270 amino acids)
Source: RefSeq, a predicted model, not a curated record
AGAUAAAAGUGAAUUAUCAGUCAAACCCAUAGAAUGUAUAACAUGAAAAACAAACUGUAAUGUAAACUAUAGACUUUGGGUGGUAUGCUGUAUCAAUUUUACUAUUUGGUUCCAGAAUUUGAAACUGGAAACGACUUGGUAGGACUGACUCGUGUCUUUUCCAUGUAGUGUCAGCUGCAGCAUAUUGGCUCAGAAAAAGAAAUAAUAAUAACAGGAGUGAAAAGGAAUUUGCACCAUUUCUAAGCUGCCAAAUGGAGUGAGGACUAAAGAGUGGCCCUCAUUUCUUCCUCACUUGGAUACUCAUUUUUAGUGAGCAACCUGGACUGUACAUGGCAGCCCUUCUAGGAGAGGUCCACAGAUUUUUUGAAGCACUUUUAGAAUUGUUCUGUUUAGAUCAAGAUGUCUAGCAAAGCAAAUGCUUCCAAGAAAAGGUUUCAGCAGUUAAAAAGAAAUCCAAAACGAAAAACUGAUGAUGAGGAAGUGGAGUUAUCAGAGAAAGAGGUUAGAAACACAGUGAAGAAGAAGAAAAAUCAUCCAAAGCAUCUGUCUUCUGAAGAGACAGGACAAACAGAGCAAACCAAUCUGAAACAGGUAAAGAUAACAUCCAGCAAGAGAAAAACCUGGCAACCUCUUUCAAAGAAUAGCAGAAAGCAUUUGCAAACUAUGAUGGAAACAAUAAUAAUAGCAAUUUUGAGUAACAAAGGUAGAGAAAAUGAACAGAUUCAAUAUCAUCUCAACUGCCUGAAGAAAAGGUUGCUACAACUAUGUGAAACCCUAAAAGUCCCUCCCCCAAAGCUGAAAGAUUUAACUAAUGUGUCAGGUCUACUGAAAAAGGAGAGAAUACGUCACAGAGCUAAUGAGGAAGGUCUGGCAUUAUUGCAGGAACAAUUAGAUAAAAUAGUAGAGACCACAGAGUCAGUGACUGGGAAUAUUCAGAGCCUAAAGAACAAAAUUCAGAUUCUGACAAGUGAGGUGGAAGAAGAGGAGGAGAAGGUAAAACAGAUAGUUCAAAUAGAUAGUAGUGGGGUACUCUGUGUUCCAGAACUUUCUCAGAAGAGUCUCAAAGCACCCACACUUCAGAAAGAAAUUUUGGAACAAAUUCCAAACCAGAAUGCUCUUCUGAAGGACUUUGAGGUUCUCCGUAAUUCACCUCAGACGAAGAACAUGUUAACUUUCAUCGAAGAAGCAUAUAGGAGACUGGAUGCCUCUUAAAGAGUGUUGUUCAGA